Messenger RNA from Prunus avium (sweet cherry), 1918 nucleotides. Lineage: Eukaryota; Viridiplantae; Streptophyta; Magnoliopsida; Rosales; Rosaceae. The record is from RefSeq and is a predicted model, not a curated record.
UUGCUUCUCUCGUGGGAUUUCUACUGAGAAAACCUUGACGCAGAUUGAGAGUUCAGGUGUCAUCGCCUGCCUUCGUGCCAAUAGAACUGGCAAUUGAAGCUGCAUGUGCUGCACUUCAUGGUGGCAUUUCAGUUCUGGAGAUUGUGAUGUCGACCCCAGGUGUGUUUGAGGUUCUACAGCAGCUAGUACAUGACCAUCCUACAAGAGUCCUAGGGGUAGGAACUGUACUAAAUGUUGAGGAUGCCAAAAGGGCAAUGAUAGCAGGAGCCAAGUUUCUUAUGAGUCCUGCUAUGGUUAAGGACAUUUUGGUUGAUUUUCAAUAUAGUGGAGUUCUAUACAUACCUGGUGUUAUGACCCCAACAGAGAUAUUGUCUGCAUAUGAUGCUGGUGCCAAAAUUGUCAAGGUUUAUCCUGUUUCUGCAUUAGGUGGCUCACAAUAUAUAUCAGCUAUCAAGAAGCCUUUUCCCCAUAUCUCAAUGGUUGCUUCUCAAGGCAUAACAACAGAUUCAGUUGGGGAGUAUAUUGCUCAGGGAGCAUCGUCGGUUGUUUUAUCAGAUGCCAUAUUUGAUAAAGAAGCAAUGGGUCAAAAAAAUUUCACUAAAAUCUAUCAACUUGCAAAUGCCGCAGCUUUGCAUGGCAAUGAAGCUGUAGACCGUAGGCAAACCAGGGCUCCCUUGUUGGAUUUGGAUUCGAGUGGGUGUGUCCUUGGAGGUACUUUUUGUUGUUGGCAAAGGGUUUGUUAGGAUCCAAAAGCAGCUGGUUACUCUUGGAGGUGUGCUGUUUUGGCUGUUACGUUGUGUGUUUGGUUUGUAUAUACAGUGGUUCUUUAGGGCAACAAGGAAUAAUUGAAGUUUCUCUGGGAUAAGAUUAAAUGUUUAGCUUCUUCUUGGACUUCUUUGCCAAACAUUUUUAAUGACCUUCCUUUCUUAUUGUGUGUUGAGUACAUUAUGUGUUUUGUUUGAUGUUAAGGAACUAAUUUUGAUGAACUUAUCAUCCGUCUUUAGGAACUUUCUUCUAUUUUUGUUGAUAAAGUUUGCCUUUAUCAUAUUAAAAAGUUUGAAAUACUUCAAAGUGGAUUAGUCUUGGAUGGUCAAUUACAAUUUGGGGAUUAGCCUUAGAUGGUAAAUUACAAUUUGGGGCCCAUUUACACUUGAUCCCCACACUUCUGGCUUUGCCUAUCUUAUUAUCCCUAGAGUUAAUUAACAGUCUCAAACCCAAAUCGAGAUUUCCAUCAAUAUUAACAGUCUAAAAUCCAAAUUGGACUUGAUUGCAAGCCUUAAUAAACUACAGGGAUACACAGGGAUACGACUGAAUUGAAAGUAUAGGGACCAAUAUGGAGAAUGGCCCAAAAUACAUGAACUAAUAUUGUAGUUUGGCCGUCUUACAUAUGACCUCCAAUAAUGCUCUUCCCCCUCCCUGUUGCUCACACAGACACGUAUAUAAGUUGCACCCAUCCAUUUAACUGUAUAUCUGCAAAUAAUUUAACUGUAUAUCUGCAAAAUUUGUAACCCACAUUGAUGGAUAGUGAUCCAAAGAUCUUCUACUAACUUGGAGUAUGGAUUGUUGUCUUUAAAAAUAGUACUCAAAGCUGACACUUACUAAUUAGAAAAAUCAUUAAUCAGUCUUGUCUUAAUCCUCCAAUAGGUAUGUGGCAUCGGCGGAAUAUUCUCUUUUUCAGUCUAACAAAAUCCAUAUUAUCUCAUCAUUUGACUUCUCUCUGAUUCCCCACUCUGAUCCCUUACUCUCAUUUACAUCCUUAUGUAUCUUUAGAUUUUAGUCAAGUACUGAAUUGAAUAAAAAAUAGAAAAUUAAAAGGUCUGAAAUCUAUGCAGGGUUCAGCAAUAUACUUCCAAAUGAUCUAUAUUUCUCCUGAGUUCACUGUUUUUCUUAGCGCUCUGACUGCUCCUGUUGUCAUGCA